CCACCAUGAACCAUAAGGUCCCGAUACGAGUUGACGGUAGAUUCAGACUCGGAGAUGUUUUGGGAUCUGGUUCAUACGCUGUUGUGUACCAUGCUUGGAACAUCAUCAAAGAUGAUGCAGUUGCCAUCAAACUCGAAUCCAUCACAGCCCAGCCAUCUUCUGUACAGCAUGAAUACACCAUUCUGAAACAACUUGAAGGUGGAGUUGGGAUACCCCGCGCUCUCUGCCUUCAUACUGUUGUCAAUCUAGGAAUCCAACUGCUCUCACGUCUUGAGUACAUCCACUCGAACAAUUAUAAUGUCUUGGUGGGCCUUGGCCAUUUGAAGCACACUGCAUUUAUAAUCAAUUUCGGUAUCGCGAAGGAAUACUGGGACACUGCAACCAGAGUCCAUAUUCCCUUUCGUCAAAAUCAAUGUCUCACUGGCACUCCUGCCUUCGCUUCAAUCAACAACCACUUAGGAGUUGACCUGGGUCGUCGUGACGACCUUGAAUCGCUUACAUACAUGUUGAUCUAUCUGUUACGCGGCUCCCUUCCAUGGUUAAAUAGUGACCAUGAGAAACUCUCCAGCUCUUCCAUACUCAAGCGCAAGGUCAACACCACCAUUGAAGUCUUAUGUGAUGGAAUUCCCGUCGAAUUCGCAAGUGUUCUCAUCUACAUGUGCUCUCUUGUGUUCUUGGAAGACCCUGACUAUGGGCAUCUUCAUUCAUUGCUUUGUGAUCUACUCGUGUGUGAGUAUUCUGUCUCAUUUUUCCAUUCACAAUCUGAAGCUAAUGUGAUUUUGAAGUUUACACCAAUGUAA
Suillus paluster is the source of this 800-nucleotide messenger RNA. Its product is annotated as casein kinase I isoform delta. The transcript has 6 exons. The coding region runs from base 6 to 800 and encodes 264 amino acids. Lineage: Eukaryota; Fungi; Basidiomycota; Agaricomycetes; Boletales; Suillaceae. Gene Ontology annotation, cellular component: nucleus; cytoplasm. The record is from RefSeq and is a predicted model, not a curated record. Gene Ontology annotation, molecular function: ATP binding; protein serine/threonine kinase activity. Gene Ontology annotation, biological process: signal transduction; endocytosis; peptidyl-serine phosphorylation.